Messenger RNA from Schistosoma bovis, 1388 nucleotides. The record is from the annotation of a GenBank genome assembly. NCBI's taxonomy places the organism in Eukaryota, Metazoa, Platyhelminthes, Trematoda, Strigeidida, Schistosomatidae.
AUUUUGUAGGCACUUUCAACAGCUGUAAUUUUGCGCUCGACUUGAUCACGAUUCUCGUAAAUGCACAAAUGACAGCUUAUAAUGUAUUAUAUAUAAAGAGCUAUGAAAACAAGAAGUGCUCUCUCGAUGUUCUGAACUGUGUCAAUCAUAUUCAGAAAUCAUUAGAUCGUGAAAUGGCUCUUAAAGGUCCUAGCUAUUUAGCUGGAUUAUUUCGUCUAACUCCUCAGAUACAGUCAGGGAUUUCUGAAGCCAAACAACCAAAACCGAAAACAUCUUACGAGUCAAUACAACACAACGAAUGUCAAACGACCUUUUAUCGUAGUAUUCCGUCCGUAUCUGAUGACCCGAAUUCCCAAGAAUCCUUACAAAUAACUUCUCCUGAGGCCCAAAAUGUAUUCAAUGAAAAGAUUCCAUUAUGUAUCAUUACACAAAUUGAUAGAAAUUUACCAUGUGCUAAAACAAUGAGAUCUGAAUAUCAUCAUCAGCAAGCAUCAACAUCUCAUUCUACAUAUGAGAAUAGAGAUUAUACAAAUAGUUGUCGUUCUUUAUUAUCAAUAUCUAGUAACAGAGAAAUUAGCGAUAUUGCACCAUCCGUUUUAAAGACACGAAAACACAAGUUGUUAGUUGAAUAUCAAGAAGCGAUAGAACCAAUAACUUCUAUUGAUAUCCCAUUGGAAUAUGAAGAGAAACUUAUUUCUUUAUUGAAAUAAUAUUUUACAUAUAAUAAUAAUAUUGAUACUAAAUGGAUAAUAUUUUGGCAAACUCUUUAUAUUUAUAUACUACUUUCUUGGUAAUCUGUACAGAACUGAUGAUUUUUCUUCUUAUUCUUAUCAUUUAGUGUUCAUGUAAAUAUGAUCUUAAUCAAAUUGUUGGCAUAUUAUCUUUCUAGUAAAGUAUAUUUAUUUAUUUGAAAAUAUAAAUAUUGGUAUGAAGAGGCACCGAAUAGUUAUGCGCCACACAACUCACUUGAUUUAUGUGUGACUUGUGGUAAUGCUUGAAGUGCCCAGACUGAAGCAGGUGGAUAUUUUAGAGGGUCUCACCCGGAGCCUUCAAUCUAAAGAUCUGAUACACAAGGCAGUGAAACAACGUCAGGAGAUAAAGUCCUAUGGUGGCUGGUGACCAACAAUUAAUUCAAACGCCAUUUGUUCCCUCAGGAUCUUGGAGCCCAAGGAUUUCCAUCUUUUCUAGGUGGACUCUCCGUGUCUAUCAAUCCAGCUAAAGAGUCAAGCACUCGGUUUUCGUCCUCUCAAUUCGUAGACAAGAGUAAUGCCGCGAGAAGGCAGUGAAUAGGACUACCCUGUGAAUGGCUAUAUACGCGUGUCAGUGUGAGAGCGUUUCGAGAGGGAGAGCUGAAUCUUCCCACCCUCGACCGUACCAGGGCAUUUGGG